This is a messenger RNA of Hemibagrus wyckioides, 1340 nucleotides long. It is a transcript of the gene calb2a, whose product is annotated as calbindin 2a. Gene Ontology annotation, biological process: regulation of long-term synaptic potentiation; regulation of presynaptic cytosolic calcium ion concentration. Gene Ontology annotation, molecular function: calcium ion binding. Gene Ontology annotation, cellular component: terminal bouton; nucleus; synapse. The coding region runs from base 90 to 896 and encodes 268 amino acids. The record is from RefSeq and is a predicted model, not a curated record. Lineage: Eukaryota; Metazoa; Chordata; Actinopteri; Siluriformes; Bagridae. The transcript is spliced from 11 exons.
CGCGGGGAGGGGGAGACCUACACUCGCUGUUGACCGAAGUAGAAGUUCACAGGGAUUUUUCUUUCUUAAACGCAGCAGGGGAAAAAAACAUGGCAAAUACAUCUGCACAGCCUCCCUAUCUUCACCUGGCGGAACUGACCGCAUCCCAGUUCCUCGAUAUCUGGAAACAUUUUGAUGCCGACGGUAAUGGCUACAUUGAGGGCAAGGAGCUUGAAAACUUUAUUAGUCAGUUGGAGAUUGCACGGAAAGGAGCUGGUGUGGACCCAUCAAAUGCCUGUUUCAGAGACAAGAUGGCAGAGUUCAUGCAGAAAUUCGACAAGAACAAUGAUGGGAGGAUUGAGCUGUCAGAGCUGGCCCAGAUACUGCCAACAGAGGAGAACUUCCUGCUUUGCUUCAGACAGUUUUUGGGCUCCAGCUCUGAGUUUAUGGCGGCCUGGAGAAGGUAUGACACCGACCGCAGUGGCUUCAUUGAAGCAAAUGAGCUGAAGAACUUCCUCUCAGACCUUCUGAAAAAGGUCAACAGGCAAUAUGAUGACCAGAAAUUGCAGGAAUACACACAGACAAUUCUGAAGAUGUUUGAUCUGAACGGGGACGGAAAGCUGGGGCUGUCUGAAAUGGCAAGGCUUCUACCAGUUCAGGAAAAUUUCUUGCUGAAGUUCCAGGGCAUCAAGCUGACCACUGACCAGUUCAACAGCAUCUUCACAUAUUAUGACAAGGAUGGAAACGGGUACAUUGAUGAGAUGGAGUUGGACUACCUCCUGAAGGACCUCUAUGAGGGUGCUGAUGCCCAGGACCUAGCUGGCUAUAAAAAAAGCAUCAUGGCCUUGUCAGAUGGGGGUAAACUGUACCGCACAGAACUGGAAAUUGUACUGUGCCGGGAGCCCAUUGUACUGUGAUUGUACUGUUCUGCAAUCACAUUUCUCUUUCUGCUGCCUGACUACUGUAACCUUGUGCAUGUGCCAGGCACUACCCCUUUACUUUAUGUGUGUUUUGAAUGAAUGUGCACUACAAAGCACAAAAAAAAUAUAAUUUUCUUUUCCCAUUUUCUGUCACACCACAUAAAUCCCUUCUGCUUGAGGACAGACUGUCCAGCUAUGGUGUUGCCCUCUGCUCAAUUUUUAAACACAAUUCAAAUGGAUCUUAUUUAAUCUGAUAGAAAUAUAUUAAUAGUAUGAAUAAGCUUGUAAUGCUGUUAUUCACAUUAUUCAAUUUAACUGUCUUUUUAUUAAUCUAUAUUUUAAUUUAUUUGAUUGGGCCCCUCUGCAUCCCCUGGUAUUCAUUCAGGUUUCAUUUUCUGUCUUUGGUUUGGUUGUAUUACUUUUAUUAAAUUUUUAACUGUU